Molecule: messenger RNA, 2336 nt
Organism: Cyclopterus lumpus (lumpfish)
Lineage: Eukaryota; Metazoa; Chordata; Actinopteri; Perciformes; Cyclopteridae
Gene: st6galnac
Product: ST6 (alpha-N-acetyl-neuraminyl-2,3-beta-galactosyl-1,3)-N-acetylgalactosaminide alpha-2,6-sialyltransferase
Exons: 10
Coding region: 626-2011 (461 amino acids)
Molecular function (GO): sialyltransferase activity
Source: RefSeq, a predicted model, not a curated record
UUUACUUCGAGUCUCUCUGACUCUUUGUCAGAUUGUUUCAUCACUUUUAAGACUUUUAUUUAGAGUACAAAGCUGUUCUUAAACUGUUUGUCCUUCACUUGAACAGUAUCUUCUCCCUGUUCUCUUAUCAGAGAGCUUGAGUCAAUCACUGGAUCGCUGCAACACAUUCUUUCCAUUCCCCCGUUUUAGCCUCAGCCGGGAGGAGUACCUCCUCACGGGCCGGGGGGGGGAGGGGGGGGGGAGGCAUCACUCGCUUCGUCAUCGGUGAUGUUUAUUAUUUCUCCUGCUUCACCUCGUCAUCGAGUGGAGGGUUGAUGGGUUUAAGAAAAGCAGCUCGAAGUCGUUUUGCCUAUUCAACGGUUCAGAGAGCAGAGGCUGGUUCCACUCACAGAGAGCUGAGACGUGGAAGAGGGCUGAUGUCUGCACUUCUUCGGAGACAGUGGAGCCCAGAUCCCAUUGUGGGCUAAUUAAAUCCCCACCAUCACCGACACCCCGUCUUCUGUCCCGAGCCGGACGACCUCCUCCUCCUCCUCCUCCUCCGUCCUCUUCCUUCUCAUGACCCUGCGGGGGGAGAGGAGGCCGGGGCAAGCACAGGCGGCCGGGCGGCGCGCUCCUUGACGGGGAGAUGGCGCUCCAGAGGAAGCUGACGCUCUGCGCGCUGACGGUCGGCUUCCUGCUGUGCGUCUACAUGCUGUGUGUGAACCUGGACAAGCCUCUGGCCACGGCGCCCCUCAAGCCCUCCAGCAGCUCCACACGGGCACCCAGCGGCAGCUCCCGGGACUCUGAGACCAGCAGAGACCAGUGGACCCAUCAGCCCCCCGAGCUCUCCUCUGGACCGGCUCCGACUGGGAAGACUCAAACCACCACGGCCGCGCAACGCAAACCAGCAGAGGACGACGCCUCAAAGUCCAGUUCUAGGUCUGAUGGGGCGGACAGCACCAGCACCAGGACCAGGACCGGUACCAAAGGCCCCGUAAUACUGCAACCCAAGCAGAUCCUCCAGACCAACGGGCCAACAGAGUCUCCCUUCAUUGGAGACACUUACAUGAGUGAAGACAUGCCGCCACAAACGGACUGCCCAGGCAGCAUCAGGAGUCGGGUCUCACAGACGGAGUUCAGUGGCCGGUUCCUGAAACACAUCCCGGUCCUGCAGUCGGCCCAACACGCCACUCGUGAACAGCACCAGCGCCUGAGCCGGUACCCAGGAACACACGGCUGGGAGGGAAUCGAUUACGAGACGUUGGUGGAAACUCUGUCCGUCCUCAACUCGUCCGCUAACCGCCGGCUGUUGGACGACUGGAAGCAGCGCGGCAACGACUCUGAGUGCGUCCGCUGUGCCGUGGUGGGCAACGGCGGCAUCCUCAAGGACUCGGAGAAAGGGGAGGAGAUCGACGGCCACCACUACGUCUUCAGGACCAACGGGGCGAUCAUUAAGGGCUUUGAGCCGGACGUGGGGUCUCGCACCACCCACUACACCUUCUCCACCAACACGAUGAGGAACUCCAUGAGGGCCUACGGCGCCGCCGGGUACCGAGGACCCCCUCAGUCGAAAGAAACGCGGUACGUUUUUCUGCCGGAUAACGAACGCGAUUACCUGCUGAUGAAGGCCGCGGCGACACACACUCCGGUGGAGCGAGGACCCGAGCAGGCCAAAGAUCCGUGCAGCUACUUUGGAGAGGACGUGUCGGUGGAGAAGCUGAAGAUGUACCACCCCGACUUCAUCCGUUACCUCAGGAACAGAUUCCUUCGCUCCAAGGUCCUGAAGACCAAAUACAAGGCCGGUUACCGCCCGUCGACCGGCGCCGUGAUGCUGCUGGCCGCGCUGCACACCUGCGACCAGGUGAGCGCGUACGGCUUCAUGACCCCCGACUACAGGAAGUACUCCGACCACUACUACGACCGCAGCUACCGGCCCGUGGGCUUCUUCGUGAACCACGACCUGCACCUGGAGACGAGCCUGUGGCAGCAGCUGCACCGGGCCGGCCUCAUCCGGCUCUACAUGCGCCAGUGACGUCGGGUUCCUCCCGUCGGCAGACAGGAAGUCCCGUUUCUCUCUCAAGACGUCGUUCGGGACUCAAGAACAAAAGAAAGUAGCAGAAGUUUUGUUUUUGUGAAGGAAAACAAAAGAGUAUUUUUGUAUUGACGGCUGCGGUUAUUGUUCAUUAUAUAGAUUUACUUUUCUUUUUCGAGAUUUUGUAAUUCGACAACUAUUGAAUGGAUAACUUUUAAUUCUGCCUCAUUUGAAUGAUGUCAAAUAGUUAAUGACCAUAAAACUACAAAGGGAACGACGUUCCGCUACUUGGUUCAAAGAUGCUAAUAAACAAAAGUAAACGUUU